Messenger RNA from Phragmites australis (common reed), 2354 nucleotides. RefSeq lists its product as uncharacterized. The transcript is spliced from 3 exons. The record is from RefSeq and is a predicted model, not a curated record. Lineage: Eukaryota; Viridiplantae; Streptophyta; Magnoliopsida; Poales; Poaceae. The coding region runs from base 78 to 2213 and encodes 711 amino acids.
UUGAUUUUCUUCUGAAGGAAAAGUUAAGAGAAGUUCUAAGUUCAGUAUGGGCUAUAUUUGUUGCUAUAUCAUUUACCAUGACUGGAGUAACAGACAACAAAUCGUCAAUUGCAUUAUUGCUAGCACUAUUGCUAACACUACUUCUAUGGUUGGUUCAAGUAGUGGUGUUUUCCGUUGUAUUGUGCCCACUAGCAGUUCUCUAUGUGCUUGGCAUAUAUAUCUCUACCGGUGUCUCGCUUUGGCGUCUGAUAGAGAAUUAUUAUGGCAAUGACAACGGAGGUGCAAACCUGAAGCCGGCACUGAACGUCUUGUACUCCUUAGCCGUGGCACAAGGUCUGCUCUUCGGUUACAUGGCCGUCUAUGGUUGUGGGUCGCGAAUCGUGCUACUAGCCAAAGUAGUCGCCAAAGACUAUUCACUUGACCUAAACAUAGUUUGUGACUACCUAGAUGAAACUGUAACGGGGUGCAAGAAGGACCUCUCAUUCGCCAAAGGAAGGAACCUCGUCACAUAUGCUCUGGACCUAAUGACGGAAUCAGAGUCAAAUGAAGGCUAUCUUUCUGGGUUAAGGAUUCUUGGCACAUGUACUACGUCAGACGAAGGGCAAGAGGUGCUGGUAAAACAGUUGCUGACUGGAUCGACAUACUUCAACCACAUGAUCCAGAGGCUACUUGAGACGCUGGGUCCCAGGAGCCCGUAUAGCAGAGAGAUUAGGGCGCAGGCCGCAAGGGUAGUGGCGCACGUCGCAGGCGCUAUCUAUUUGGAGCAGUUCCCGCGAGGGAUCCAAUGCAUCUCUUCCCUGCUCAACACGUUUGAGGAAUACAGUUGGCUACCCAUGUCAUACGAGCGACACCAUCGGCUGCCCAAGACAUAUGAGCCGGACUGGUUUCUAGAGAAAUAUGAGUGGUGCUACCUAAUCAGAACAUCUGGUCACGAGAGGCAAGAAAGUGUGCCAAUGGAAGGUGACAAUGACCGGUUCCAUGGCUAUCAAGAGUUGGUGGUGCAAGGCCUGCGUAUCCUUCAGAAGCUCACCGUCGACCAGGAGAACUGCAGAGUCAUGACCAACACCAAAGGUCUACUAUCAAAGAUCAUGGCACCUCUAAUCUCCAGCAAAAUCCACAGAGACCGUCAUGAUGAAUGGUGCAGCAUGGCUGAGGAGUCACUGGAACUCAUGAGCCGGCUCAUGGCUGAUCCUGGGGAGACCGGAACGACGAAGCUCCAACAUGAGAUCUCAAGCAACAGCAAAGCAAUUACUAGCACCCUGGAAGGUAUUCUCGGGUGUGACAACUGUGAACCCAAGCUGCAGGGACAAGUAGUGGAGAUGCUAUUAGAUCUGUCUGUGGAUACAUCUUCCAUUGUGGCCAGUGGAAGCAGCAGCACGAUAUUCAUUAGGACACUGCUAGACUUGUUUCUUUGGGGCAUGAGAAGAGUUUCAGUCAAACCACCGUCAAAAUCCUCACCUUUGUGGGAGGAAGUGCAGAGCAGACGGAUCUGUAGCUAUUACAAUGCUUCCCCAAUUCAUUGGCUGAAGAAGCGCAGUUACAUCCAAGAUUUGGCAGGUGAAAAGCUGCAGUCCAUGCUAUCUUCACAGAGUGAAACAAAUGCCACGAUUAUCUUACAAGCAGGUGGUGAUGUUGUUGGCUGUCUCACUAGAGCAACUGUAGAUGCCAAAAGCAAAACAAACAGAAUGAGGGCAGCAGAAAUCCUUGAGCGCCUAUGCAGUCAUUACACCAAGGAUGAUGAAUAUCUCAAGGAACUCAAGAAAUCCAUGACCGGCGUCAUGACAAAGGUGCUCAGAGAAAUACUUGCUAAGCCGACUGAAUCAGACAUACAAGAUGUAUCAGAAGCAAAUAACGCCAUGUAUUCGGCACCAGGUGCUGACUUAGAGAAAGAUCAUGCUGUAGAAGAUGAUGAUAAUGGCCAGAGAAACACCACUGCAUCUCAUCAGCAAAAUUGUGAUCAACUACAGGAAAUCAAACUGAAGGAAGCCUUGGUGUGCCUCUGUGAGACGGUGUGCAACAAAUUGAUCAGUGCAGAUACAGAUCUGGCUGGUCAGUUCGACGAGAUUGCUGCUCACAUCUAUUCAGAACAAAGGAAUCCUGACAAGACUUUUUCUUCACUCAUAAAAGAAGCACGGGAACUUCUGGACAAGAAGAAGGCACAAGAAUUAGCAAUUGUAUCAGCUACCUCUUCAAGGGAAAUUAGAUGGAAUUAAAUUGGGUGCCCAGAGAAAUAAUUUGGUUGUUGAUCAACACAAGCGGUAACAGAAGCAGACAACAUCCGGUUUUCGGCACAAGGUAUCCACAUUGAAAAAGGUGGUGUUUCACAAGAUAAUGGCCAGAAAAAAUACCUGUUC